This is a messenger RNA of Oncorhynchus nerka (sockeye salmon), 2418 nucleotides long. RefSeq names its product gamma-aminobutyric acid receptor subunit alpha-2-like. The coding region runs from base 510 to 1880 and encodes 456 amino acids. Lineage: Eukaryota; Metazoa; Chordata; Actinopteri; Salmoniformes; Salmonidae. The record is from RefSeq and is a predicted model, not a curated record. Gene Ontology annotation, cellular component: dendrite membrane; postsynapse; neuron projection. Gene Ontology annotation, biological process: chloride transmembrane transport; signal transduction; gamma-aminobutyric acid signaling pathway. Gene Ontology annotation, molecular function: benzodiazepine receptor activity; GABA-gated chloride ion channel activity; inhibitory extracellular ligand-gated monoatomic ion channel activity. The transcript is spliced from 10 exons.
CAGAGAAAGAGCUUUUCCAGAACCCUCAAACAUAAAUUUGUCCCUGGAAAUCACAUCUGGGAUUUAUUCUGGUGGUCAAAUGGUGGAAGCUAUCUCUAGGACCUAGUAUUUCUGCCUCACUCGUCUUCCUCACUUUUCUCCGUGGCUCGAGCCACGCGGAAUUGGGCGCGCGGGUGCUUCCGUUACAGGUGAAAGGCGGGAGCCAAUAUCGAAUAUAAUUGUGAACCACGGCACUUGGAUACAGAUGGACAGAGCUACAUUCGGUCUUUUGGAUUUUUCAGGGUUUGGAAUACAAUCAACAUUUUUACGCGCACUCCGAGUACAUUGCCAAAUCUCCGUGGUGUAAUUUAGAUAAUGCACAGUGCUCUUGGGUGCAACUUUACAGCUGAGUUCUCAGAAAUAAAAUCAAAGGGGGGAUACCUUGCGCUAGUCAGGUAGCCUAGCUGUCAAUCGCCUCAUUGUUUUUCUGCGUCUAAGUGACAGUUGCCUUGAAGGUUUGGAUUUCAGCAAUGAGCAAGCGGUUGGAUUUAUCACAUUAUCUAGCGGUGUUCUUCUCGAUGAUGGUACUGUGGCAGUCAAGAUCAAGAGUGGAAUCAUCGGCAUAUGCUUCAGAAGCCUUCAAAAACAAUAUCACUCUGUUCACCCGGAUCUUGGACAGCCUUCUGGAUGGCUAUGACAACCGAUUACGACCUGGACUUGGCGAUCGGGUGACAGAGGUGAAGACUGAUAUUUAUGUCACAAGUUUUGGUCCAGUGUCAGACACAGACAUGGAAUACACCGUGGACGUGUUCUUCCGUCAGAGCUGGAUUGACGAGCGGCUGAAGUUCAACGGGCCGAUGAAUAUCCUGCGGCUGAACAACCUGAUGGCCAGUAAGAUCUGGACGCCAGAUACCUUCUUCCACAAUGGGAAGAAAUCUGUCGCUCACAACAUGACCAUGCCCAACAAACUGCUCCGGAUCAUGGAGGAUGGAACACUGUUGUACACUAUGAGGUUAACGGUCCAGGCGGAAUGUCCCAUGCACCUCGAAGACUUCCCUAUGGAUUCCCACUCCUGUCCACUGAAGUUUGGCAGCUAUGCUUACACAAUGGCUGAAGUGACGUACAUUUGGACUCGAAAUGCAUCAGCGUCAGUGGAGGUAGCAGGAGAUGGAUCCAGACUGAACCAGUAUCACCUUCAGGGCCAAACUGUCGGGACAGAGACCAUUAAAUCAAGCACAGGUGAGUACACCGUCAUGACAGCCCACUUCCACCUGAAGAGGAAGAUUGGCUACUUUGUGAUCCAGACUUACCUGCCCUGCAUCAUGACCGUCAUCCUCUCCCAGGUCUCCUUCUGGCUCAACCGAGAGUCUGUACCCGCCAGAACUGUCUUUGGUGUGACCACUGUGCUCACUAUGACGACGCUCAGUAUCAGUGCCCGUAACUCUCUGCCGAAGGUGGCCUACGCCACGGCCAUGGAUUGGUUCAUCGCAGUGUGCUACGCCUUUGUGUUCUCUGCCCUCAUCGAGUUUGCUACAGUCAACUACUUCACUAAAAGAGGCUGGGCCUGGGACGGCAAAAGUGUGGUCAACGUCAAGAAGAAGGAGGCAUCCGUCACGAAGAAGAACAAUGCCUACGCUGUUGCCGUGGCAAACUACGCUCCGAACAUCAUCAAGGACCAAGGUGGUAUGCCCACCAUCUCCAAGAGUGCCACCUCUGACCCCAACAAGGCCAAGCCAGAGGUCAAGCCCGAGCAGAACAAGAAGACCUUCAACAGCGUCAGCAAAAUCGACCGUAUGUCCCGGAUCAUGUUCCCUGUGCUCUUCAGUGGUUUUAACCUGGUCUACUGGGCCACCUACCUGAACAGAGAACCAGUCAUAAAGGACAUGGUCCCGUCCAAAUGAAUACAAAAUAUUCACUUUGCAAGGAGACAGGAUUCACUUUACACAGCUGACCCAGGACUGAUGAUCUGUGUGCUUUUAUGUGUGUGAGUUUGGUUACAUGGAGCCGUGGCAUGCACUGGAGUCAAUAUGGUUGCUUUCUUUUGUAGGCGCAUUCAUUACGAGGAGAUACCCAGGUAAAUGAUUACUAACUUCUAGUUGAAUUGUAAUUUGUUUGAGAGAUUAUACUUGUAAAGAGGUUAACAUUUAACAAUUGUUUGUUUAUAGUGAUGUAAGGAUCUUAUAGUUACAUAAAUAAAGAAACCACUGGUGCUUUCUCUACCUUCUAUUUGAACCUCCAAGAAACCAACUGCCAUAAUUCAGUCAACACAAAAAAUAGUUACCAAGUCCUAGUUAUAACCCUGUAUUGAAGACUCCUGUAUAAGAAAGCACAGACAACCAUUUCCUGUUUUUGUUCCAUUAUUAACCUAUAUCAUGCUCUUCAUAUCUUACGAUUUAAUCGGAUCAAAUUCACAAGUUGGAAAUAAAGACCGUACAGUCA